AAAUUUUACGAAAUAAACGCAUUUUUUGUUUGGCUGCUUGUAUAUUCGCUGUUUUCUUUUCUUAUAGUUUUCUUGAUUUUUGUAUGAUAUUAUAGUUUUUUCUCAAAUAGAAAUGGAAUAGAAUUGUGUCGAAUAUGGAAAGUUAUGUCGUGUUAUCUUUCAUUGGCGAAGGAUCGUUUGGGCGUGUGUUCAAAGCUAAGCACAAGGAGACCGAUGCUGUUGUUGCUUUAAAAGUUAUACGAAAGAAAGGGCGUUCAUCAAAAGAUCUGAAAAAUUUGAGACAAGAAUGUGACAUACAAAGGCAGUUGGACCAUCCGAACAUAAUUCGCAUGAUUGACAGUUUCGACACUGAUACUGAGUUGGUGGUGGUGACAGAAUAUGCUGAGAAGGAGUUGCACAGUAUUCUGGCGAAAGAAGGGUGCUUGAACGAGGAGCAAGUGAGGAAAAUAACUUGGGACCUGGUGUCAGCCUUGUACUAUUUACACUCUCAUAGAGUGCUCCACAGGGACUUAAAACCACAGAAUGUAUUGCUGGAUAGUUUGGGACGAGCAAAGUUGUGUGACUUUGGCCUGGCCAGGAUAAUGACUAAUGCCACUCACAUCCUCACCUCCAUCAAAGGCACUCCAUUGUACAUGGCUCCUGAACUCAUUGAUGAGAAGCCUUACGAUCAUCAGGCUGAUCUGUGGUCUCUCGGGUGCAUAGUAUAUGAGUUGAUGGCAGGCCAGCCUCCGUUCUGCACCAUGUCAAUAUGGCAACUAGUCCGCAUGAUCAGACUCAAGCCCGUACAAUGGCCUAGCUUUAUUAGCAUGGAAGCUCGCUCCUUUCUACAGGGUUUACUCCACAAGGAUCCAAUCAAAAGAAUGAGCUGGCCAGAGAUAUUGCAGCAUCCAUUUGUCUCUGGUCACAUUCUAAUAUUGCCAGAGGAUGUCCAAAGUGAAUCACCAUUUACAAAGCCACUAACAUACAGUCAGCAAGAGGCUAAACAGUUGCAAAAGGAGAAAAUUUGUAAUAACGCCAGGGCCAUGAAAUUAGAAGGUGGACCAGUAAAAGCAGAGACGAGAGAGCACGAUUUGCGAAACGUACGAGGGGUAAUGCAGGGUAUGGAAUGCGUCCCGAUGUCUGAUGAUGACAGCAUCCGCGCUACCAGCGCUUUUAGCGUCCGAGACAGUCUCAAAACUGAUGACGAAGAUCAAUCGCACCCUAUCACGGCAGCUAACGCUAAACUACUCCGCCACGAAUACAAUGUCAUGAACAAUUCCAAUUUAGUUGUGUGCAAUUUAGAAAAUAAUAUGGCGCAGCUCAUGGCAACUAAUAAGAAACAAAAUGAUGCAAAUUCAAACAAAAUGGAUAAAAUUGUUGAAGAAAAACAUGCUGAAAAACCAGUGGAGGAAAUAAAACCAGAAGCUAAUGAUAAGAAAGAUGUUAUUGAAGUGAAACAGAAACCGAAAUCUGUAGAAACGGCGUGUCAUAGUAUGGAGAAUCCUAAAAACUCGACUAAGUGUAGUAGCGAUGUUAGUUCAGGUCUUAGUAAAAGUGUUCCACCUUCUUAUAAACAGAAGUUUCUUCAGUUUUCUAGAGAUAAAUUGAGGUUUGGAAGUGGUGGAAAUAGGCUUACCAGAAGCAUAAAAAGGUCAUUUCAUUUUAGUCGUAGUUGGGAUAAGAAUAAGUCUGAGAAUCAAAGACGCACAAGUGAGCCUGCUGUUGAAAUACCAAGCAUUGUUGAUAAUGAUAAGGAGAAGUGUUCCAAGGAGGAAAGAGAUGAGGAUAUUGAAAAGAGUGAGGUGAUUGAAGAGACGUCUGAUGACAAAGAAAUUGCGAACAAUGACCGCAUACUCAAAACUGAAGAGAAAGGUGAAGUGAAAGAACCAUCUACCAUCGAACUAGAAGAAUGGGAAGCUUUCCUCAACUCCAAUAUUAGUGAAGUUAUGGAUGGGGAUGUGGAAUCACUGACACAACUUAAUAUGGUGUCGAUGGUGGUGGGCGUGGUGGGGCGCGCGUGCGGCGGGCGCGUGUGCGGCGCCGUGGCCGCGCUGCUGGCGCUGCCGGCGCUGGCGCACGGGCUGCCGCGACACACGCUGCUCAACAUACAGGACGUGUACUUAGAAGCGAAAGUCGUGUACAAUUUCGUGGCCGCUAUCAACACUCUUAUGAAGAACAGCGAUGACUCUGAUGACGGAGCGGAGGAUCGGCUACAAGGCGUAGCGCGCAUGGUGGAGGUGUGCGCGUGGCUGUGCGUGCGCUCGUGUCGCGCCGUGAGGCAGCUCGCGGCCGCACUCGCCGCGCAUAACGCGCACGCCGUCUUCACAACGCUACUGCGGCUUCAUUCUAAAACCCCCCGCAUAGUACUGAACAUCGUCGGUCUACUCAUCACAGUGCUGCAGGACUUACCGGAACACGCCGAUGUGGUUGAGAAGAUAUUAUUCGAUGACGUCACUUUUAACUUCAUGUGUCUACUAGAACAACCCAGCGACGCCCUCAGAAUGAGGGUCUGUAUUCUUAUAAGCUUGUUAUGUACGUUCUCCUGUACCGCAUUCUCCGUUGCCAUGGAAACCAAGUGGACUAGGAAGGAAAGUGACUGCUUAGAGGCGCUACAUAGUCACUGUAAUGUUACUUUGAAUAGAGCGGCUAGACUAGCUUCGAAAGAGGUAAGUAAUAUGCCUUUUUAUGUCAGCUAGUACAAAAUUUAUUGUGAUUUUUCAAAAUACUCUCAUUCCUUAGAUAUACAUUUUAUAUAAAUUAAAGUAUAACUUUUGUAGAGCCGUGGUAGCCCAGUUGGUAGAAUGCUUGCCUCUCACUUAGAGGUCGCAGGUUAGAAUGGCCUAAAUCGAAUUAAUAUUUGGAUCAUAAAUGAUUAUUACGUUCUGAGCGGUGAAGGAAAAUAUCGUGAGGAAACCCACAUUUCGCGAGAAAUUCAUUUUCGGAGUUAUGUGACCUAACCUAUUGGUUGGAAGAUCAGACAGGCAGUCGCUUCUGUAAAAAAAACGAUCCUGUCAAAUCUUCAGGUUAGGUAAGCAGACCCUGUGAAAAACGGGACAUUGCUAGGGAGAUGAUGAAAGUGUAACUUUUCAUAAACUUAAAUUUAAAUCAUAAAGUGAUCUCUUCCAGUAUAACUUUAUUUUAGUUCUAUAAGCAUUUUAAAGACUUUACAACGCUUCUUAUUUAGUAGCCAUUUGAGAUUGUUAUUCGUUGAUUUAAUUUUUAAGAAAUAAAAGACAGUAUUUUGUAAUUCAAAUUAUUGUUUUCUGUUUCUUAAAAUUAGAUUUGGGAAAGAAGACUGAAUAAGGGAAACAUCACAAUUAAUACAGGAAACUAUUUCAGUUGGCGAUAAAUGUUUUAACACUUUUAACGCCUUUUAAAAAACAAUGAUGCUAGAGUGAAGUGAGUUAAUACAACAAAUCUCACUGUAAGAUCUGACACAGUAAGGCGGUUGAUUAAUUUCUUUAAUCUACUCACGUGAAAAUACUAAAGAAUGAUCUGAAAUCCUUGUUUCAACAUCCUCAUCUAACGUCGGAGAUAUUAAUCGUUAAAGUCAGUGGUGGGGGAAUGCCCCGUCCUUUUCUAGCAAAACAGAAAAGGCUGGGGUAAAUUUGUAUGUAGCGGAUUGUAGCUUGUAUGGCACUAGGAACAAGCGACAUUACGCGUUCCUAUUGCCAUUUCUUUCUAACUCCGUGGUUUCAGAUGGCUAUAACUAUUUCACGAAUGUCGAUUCUGGGACCUUAUUUUUGAAUCGUACGCCCACUCACGUUCGAAAAUAUAUACCCAUUCCACGUAGCAAAUCAGAACUUGUCAUUUGCAAGAUGAGACAGGUAUACAGGGUGUUAGUGAUAUCGUAACGAAUACUAAGGGGAAUAAUGCACAUGAUUCUGAGUUGUUAGAGAUUACGAAAAUUCCACUUCAUAUCAGCUCAGAACCAUGGUCUGAAUCAUCCCUCAAAGUUUUCGUUACGAUAUCAAUAACAUCCUGUAUAUUUUUCAAAAAUAAGGCCCAUGUUUUCACCUUUGGCUAUCAAUCUAUGUUUAUUUUGGAACUGUAAUGGAAAACAUAUAGUUUUUUAUCUUUGUCAACUACCCUAUUUCUUACUACUUACUAAUACUACUGAAUUAUUAUGGGGAGGACCAUACUACUUACAUUUUUAUUAGAUUUCAAAUCUUAGUUAAGGUAAAAUAGAAUUAAAAUAGACAUCGAUAUUUGAACAAUAAUUUAAAUCAACGAAGAAUGUUUUUUUAUACAAACAGGUUUACUGCGUUUAUGUUAAAUCGAAUUCAAUUUUAUAUAAUAUAGUCUUAAGCUAAUUUGG
Molecule: messenger RNA, 4297 nt
Organism: Pectinophora gossypiella (pink bollworm)
Lineage: Eukaryota; Metazoa; Arthropoda; Insecta; Lepidoptera; Gelechiidae
Gene: fu
Product: serine/threonine-protein kinase fused
Exons: 11
Coding region: 135-2675 (846 amino acids)
Biological process (GO): protein phosphorylation
Cellular component (GO): cytoplasm
Molecular function (GO): ATP binding; protein kinase activity
Source: RefSeq, a predicted model, not a curated record